UGUCGGACUCCUCGCCUUGUCUUGGGCUCAAAUGAGCUGUUUGCUGCUGUAGGGAAACAUUAGUCUUCUACCAACCAACCAGCCGGGGGACGCCACAUCUCAACUUUUUUCUGUAUGCGGUGGGGGUUUCUGUACUUCGGAGGCGCCCCAGACUGAGGAGAUUUUAACAGAGAAGUCCCGCUGAAUCUUUUUCUUUCUACUUUUUUAUUUUUAUUUUUUGUCAGUAUCAUUUUUUAAACGUGUAUAACAUCGAAGAGGAGGGGGGAAGUAGACAUGCCUCAGCUUAGCAGCGGCGGCGGGGACGACCUGGGAGCCAAUGAUGAGAUGAUAUCGUUUAAGGACGAAGGAGAGCAAGAGGAGAAAAUCCAAGAAAACGCGUUCACGGAGAGAGAUCUGGCCGACCUCAAGUCCUCUCUGGUGAACGAGUCGGAAAUAAAUCAAAGUCCGAACGCAGCGGCGGUCAGACGGGGGCAGCAGGGCGAGCAGAGGGGCUUCCCAGACAAACACCGGGAGCAUCUCGACGUUGUGUCGAAGCAGCAAGAUGGAGGUAUGUACAAGUCGCCGGGAUAUCCAGGGUACCCGUUCCUGAUGCUGCCAGACCCCUACCUCCCCAACAGCUCCGUUUCUCCAUCUUCUAACAAAGUCUCGGUGGUACAGCAGUCUCACGGGAUGCACCCGCUGACCUCCCUCCUGCCCUACAGCAACGAUCACUUCAGCCCGAGUUCUCCUCACCUGCCCACAGACAUGAGCCAGAAGACAGGCGUUCACAGGCAUCAGUCCCAGGACCUCUCAGGAUAUUACUCCCUCCCUCCUGGUGGCGUCAGCCAGAUCACUCCCUCGAUGAGUUGGCAGAGCCAGCCUGUCUAUCCUGCCCUGUCCCCAUGUGGAUUCAGGCAGCCCUACCCCUCCAAUCUCCCCAGCGCAUCGUCCUACUCCAGGUUUUCUCACUCGCUGAUGCUCGGCCCAUCGGGCAUGCAUCCUACAGGGAUCCCCCAUCCAGCCAUAGUGCCCCCUACAGGCAAACAGGAUCACGAGCAGUAUGACAGGAGCAUGUACGUGAAGCCACAGGUGGAGCCCAAGCGGGAGAAGGAGCCCAAGAAGCCGGUCAUCAAGAAACCUCUGAACGCCUUCAUGCUUUACAUGAAGGAGAUGAGGGCAAAGGUCAUCGCCGAGUGCACAUUAAAAGAGAGCGCAGCCAUCAAUCAGAUCCUGGGACGAAGGUGGCAUGCACUGACCCGGGAGGAACAGGCCAAGUACUACGAGUUGGCCAGAAAGGAAAGACAACUGCACAUGCAGCUCUACCCAACUUGGUCUGCUAGGGACAACUACGAGGCGGGCCUUAGCGGGGUCGCAGGGGAAAAGAAUAAAGCUGAUUGGGGCAAGAAGAAGAGGAGAAAAAGGGAGAAGCAGCAGGACUCCAACACAGACCCGGGCUCUCCUAAGAAAUGCCGGGCUCGCUUCGGCCUCAACCAACAAACGGACUGGUGCGGUCCUUGCAGGAGGAAAAAGAAGUGCAUUCGCUACCUUCAAGGAGGAGGCUGCCCCAGCCCAACUUCUUCAGAUUUAAGUGCUAUAGACUCUCCCCCGUCCCCUUCUCCCGCCCGACACCGUCUCUUCCAGCUCCAGCGGCCCCCCUCCCCGGGCUGCUCCCCGCCGCCGACCUCCCCUUCGGCACGUCUCCCCUUGUCUCCGCCAGCGCAUGCACUCUCACACACGCGCUUAACUCCGCAGCAGUCUGCCGGCAAACGCGGGGACCUCCGCACGGUCGCAGCAAAGCACCCCCACGCACACCCGGAACUGUCCAGCAAGCAGACGCACAGCCCGUCGGUGCUGUCGGCCGCCAAGGCCGCAGGACUCUCUCUCAAAGUGCUAACAGAGACCCAGUGAUGGCUGUGGUCUGCUCGCAUCAACAACCCCCACACUCCUCAGCUUCCUCCAGAGCCGUUACGAUCAUCCUCAUCAGCUGACAUCAGUUUUAUGUACACCCCCUCCCCCUGAGGUUCAUUUGAUGUUACAGAAAAAGGAGCAAGUUGAAGGCAUCGAUCCCUCCCCUACCCCACCCUAUCCUCAGUAGGACAGUAGCUGUCUCUUAGUUCAGAGGCUGGAUUCGUCAAUAUCUGCAUUUUUACGGUCACAAAGUCCUUCUCAAAGAGAUCUGUCACGUGACAUUACAUUAAGCUGAGGACACAAGCCAAUUUGAAGGAUCCAGUCACUGAACUGGUGACCAAAAAUCCACCAGCUUUAGAACACAUAGUAGCGAGCAAUGCUAAGGUGCAUGCAAAAACAAAACAAUAAAAAAAUGAUUGCGGUUCUUUGGCUCCACCUGCUGCAGUUAAAACUCAACUGAAGUGAUUAUCAUACUUUAUGGAUAAGUAACUCCAUAGCGAUGACAAUCUGACAUACUUUUACUCUUAAAGCUUCACCAUCACAUCCAUCUCCUGGAAAUGUUAUCACCCAUUUAUAAGAACCACAAGAGGGGAGCAAGGACCAACUGCCACCCAACCUGACCAGCAGAACCUCAGAUUCCAAGAGGCAUGGAUUCACUUUCAAUAGCUGCCAUUACACAGUCUGACUCUAAGUUUCCCCCUUUUUCUUCCCCAAACAUUUUCAUGAAUACUUGUGCAGCUUCUUUGACAAAAAAUAUAUAAAUAUAUAUUUCCAGCAGUUUUAAAAAGAAAAUUCUGAAGUUCACAUUACUUUUAGGCACUUUCAGGCUGUCAAUCUAUGGCUUCACCAACUGUUACAUUGUUUGUGUUUUUGCAUAAUUAGUGGUAUUUUUUUGUAUGAAUCUCAUGAUUUUUAAGGUCAGGCUUUCUACAGGUGGGAAUCCCUCAGAAGAGUGUUAUUGUCUUUUAAGUCUUGUUUUCCUUUGAACAUUUUCCAGCGCAGCAGAUUAAACUGAGACCAAAUGGGUACUAUUAUAUUGCAUUGUGUUGUAAAGUUUUAUAAUUAAACUUUUAUAUGGUUUUGUGUAAAAAAAAAAAAUUUUAAAAAAAAGUUUAAAAAAUAUUCUUUUUAAAAAAAGUUAGUUUCUACCAUUUCUUAAAGCAAUACAUUCGUUUGUCUUGUGCAAAGUUUUUUUUUGUCAAGUGUCAUGGUCUUACUCUGCAUUUUUACAGCUAACGUAACAGACAUUUUGAUUUUUUUAAUAAGGCUUUAAUUUUCUUUUCUGCUUAGUUUCUACUCUGUGGACAAACUAGAAGCUGAGUUUUUUGUACAGCAAUAUAGUUUCCCUCCACCAGAGAGAGCUAUUGUGCUAGAAGUAGUUUGCAAUAGUGGCAGCACCUCAAAGAUGUCCAGCAUUUUAUUUUAUUUUUUCUUUUAAAUGCCUUUGAUGUGUUAUUGUGUUUUUGAUUGUUGUAAUAAAGUGUUUUGACUA
Molecule: messenger RNA, 3379 nt
Organism: Maylandia zebra (zebra mbuna)
Lineage: Eukaryota; Metazoa; Chordata; Actinopteri; Cichliformes; Cichlidae
Gene: tcf7
Product: transcription factor 7
Biological process (GO): regulation of transcription by RNA polymerase II; canonical Wnt signaling pathway
Cellular component (GO): chromatin; beta-catenin-TCF complex
Molecular function (GO): DNA-binding transcription factor activity, RNA polymerase II-specific; RNA polymerase II cis-regulatory region sequence-specific DNA binding
Source: RefSeq, a predicted model, not a curated record